GUUGUUCGAAAUUACAAGAAAUAUCGUGCAGUUGCUCUUUUUUUUAACUUUUAGAGGGAAACAUUGGCAAAUUAUUUUCUGAAAAUAGGCGUUAGGAAGCAUGGAGUUCGAACCCCAUCUUCCAAAUUCGGAUGGACAUAUAAUCCGAUUUCCAGUAAAGCUGAGAAGGAUCAUUGAUACAUGUGGAUCAGGAGCCAUAAAGUGGAACCAUGAUGGAACAAUCAUAAGAAUCAACAAGACAUUGUUUGAAACUGAGUACCUAACUAAAGACCAUAGACCAUUCCAAACGACCAGUUUCAGCAGUUUUAUACGUCAGUUGAACUUUUACGGAUUUCAGAAAGUCAACCAAAGAACCUUUGCCAAGGGCAGUGAGAAUGUGGAUUCAAACGUGUUUGAUUACAGACAUCCACAUUUCAGAAAAAAUAACGCAGAUCUGUCCCUGGUUCAGAGAAAGAAUAAAUCAAGGAGGCCUCGGAAUUUUGAAGAUGCAUUUGCAAGAAUCAUAGAACCUUCUUCAAAGAGUCUUGGGACAUGGCUGCCAUUUCGAUCUCUUCCAGAUGACUUAAAACCGUUGCCAAAGGAAGUCCGAAGUCCACCAGAAACAUAUCAGGUCCAGGUAUAUGUGGUAGGCCAGGACGGCAUCCUUGUUCCUGUAGAGACAGCCACGGUACUGAGGGGUGGGGCUGUAACUCAGCCAAUCCCAGACACUCCAUGUGACCAAGCAAUACCCAUGCCAAACACGACUCAACUUACAGAGUCUCUGCCAUCCAUUCAUCCAAUUGAACCAGAUGCCCACAUUUCCUUGGAAACAAAUUCUACAAUUCUUUAGGUCAGGGAGCUCAGCUACUGGAGAGGCAUCAUGUAUCAAUUACCCUGCAUAAUCCCAGUCCUCCUAACAUGAGUCACUGAACAGACAUUUAGUGCCUUAUAACAAAGAAACUUAGAUAUCAGACUGUUUGUAGAAAAGAAAUUCAGAAAAUUGUCAGGACAACUUUCUUCAUUGAAUUUAGAAAUAUCUUGUUCCAGAGG
Saccostrea cuccullata (small rock oyster) is the source of this 1029-nucleotide messenger RNA. Its product is annotated as heat shock factor protein 5-like. Gene Ontology annotation, molecular function: DNA-binding transcription factor activity; sequence-specific DNA binding. Bases 101 to 829 code for a protein of 242 amino acids. NCBI's taxonomy places the organism in Eukaryota, Metazoa, Mollusca, Bivalvia, Ostreida, Ostreidae. Gene Ontology annotation, biological process: regulation of DNA-templated transcription. The record is from RefSeq and is a predicted model, not a curated record. The transcript has 4 exons.